AUGGUUUUGGAUGAUCUGCCUAACUUAAAGGAUACAUAUGCCUCCUUGUACUCCUCAGCUAUGGAAGACUUAGAGGUGGAUUUUGAUUCAGGACUGGAGGAAGAUGAACUAAAACAGGAGGCUGCUCCUGAGGAUUCCACGAUCUUUGUAGCUUUUAAAGGAAAUAUAGGUGACAGAGACUUUGAGCAGAAACUAGAUACCAUACUGGAGAAUGUGCCUGGCCUUUUACACAUGGAAUCCAACAAGUUAAAACUGCAGAAGAUCGAGCCUUGGAACAGCGUCCGUGUCACCUUCAAUAUUCCCCGGGAAGCUGCCGAGCGGCUGCGAAUUCUGGCUCAGAGUAAUAACCAACAGCUUCGUGACCUGGGAAUUCUCUCAGUUCAAAUUGAAGGGGAAGGUGCUAUCAAUUUAGCUUUAGCUCAGAACAGAAGCCAGGAUGUCCGAAUCAACGGGCCCCUGGGAGCAAGCAACUCGGUGCGAAUGGAAACGGGGUUUCCCAUGCAAGGGGGACAAGGUUUAAUAAGAAUGAGCAAUGCAGCAGCUGUCAUGAUGUCCCAGGGUGGAAAUGUGCCCUCCUCUAUGGUGGCAAGUGGUGCUAGUGCUGAGCUGCAGCCAAGAACACCUCGGCCUUCCUCACAGCCAGAUGCAAUGGACCCGCUCUUAUCUGGGCUAAAUAUCCAGCAGCAAAAUCAUCCAUCUGGAUCUUUAGCUCCCCAGCUCCAUUCAAUGCAGUCAGUUCCUGUAAACAGGCAGAUGAACUCAGCCAACUUUCAGCAGCUACAGCAGCAGACGCAGUUGCAGACACGUCCUCCCCAGCCACAUCAGCAGCCACAGCAGGGUAUUCGACCUUCAUUUACUUCACCAGCACAGGUUCCAGUUCCUCCUGGCUGGAACCAGCUUCCUUCUGGAGCGCUUCAGCCUCCUCCAACCCAGGGAGCAUUGGGUACAUUGACAGUAAACCAGGGUUGGAAAAAGACCCCGUUGCCUGGACAAAUGCAGCAGCAACUUCAAGCAAGACCAUCUCUAGCAACAGUACAAACUCCUACCCAUCCUCCACCUCCAUAUCCUUUUGGAAGCCAGCAAGCUUCCCAGGCUCACUCAAACUUUCCCCAAAUGAGCAAUCCUGGCCAGUUUACUGCUCCUCAAAUGAAAAGCCUUCAGGGAGGGCCCUCACGGGUUCCUACGCCACUACAGCAACCCCACCUGACCAACAAGUCUCCUGCUUCCUCUCCCUCCUCCUUCCAGCAGGGAUCUCCUGCCUCAUCUCCAACAGUUAACCAGUCACAGCAGCAGAUGGGACCAAGGCCUCCCCAGAGUAGCACGCUUCCCCAGGGAUUUCAGCAGCCUGUCAGUUCUCCUAGUCGUAAUCCUAUGGUGCAGCAGGGGAAUGUACCCCCAAACUUCAUGGUGAUGCAGCAGCAAAACCAAGCUCCACAAGGUUUACACCCUGGUUUAGGAGGUAAGAAAAACCUCUUUGGAAUGCCCAAGCGCCUCCCGCCGGGGUUCCCUGCAGGCCAGGCCAACCAGAACUUCCUGCAAGGUCAGGUGCCUUCCACAGCUCCAGCCCCAGCGGUGAACAGUGGCGCGCCACAGCUGCAGACCAGCCAAAAUGUGCAGCACACAGGUGGCCAAGGAUCUGGACCUCCUCAAAAUCAGAUGCAAGCACCACAUGGCCCACCAAAUAUGAUGCAGACCAAUCUAAUGGGACUUCAUGGAAAUAUGAACAACCAGCAGGCGGGUGCUAGUGGGGUGCCACAAGUCAACAUGGGCAACAUACAGGGACAGCCUCAGCAAGGACCACAGUCUCAGCUUAUGGGAAUGCACCAGCAAAUUGUGUCCUCUCAAGGACAGAUGGUAAACAUUCAGGCUCAGGGAUCGAUGAACCCUCAAAACCAGAUGAUACUUUCUCGAACUCAGCUCAUGCCGCAAGGCCAAAUGAUGGUGGCACCACAAAACCAAAAUCUUGGUCCUUCUCCCCAAAGGAUGACCCCACCCAAACAGAUGAUUCCCCAGCAGGGACAACAGAUGAUGUCUACACACAAUCAAAUGAUGGGACCUCAGGGCCAGGUCUUGUUACAGCAAAAUUCAAUGAUGGAACAGAUGAUGACCACUCAGAUGCAAGGAAAUAAACAACCUUUUAGUACUCAAAGCCAGUCCAAUGUUAUGACGGGGCCAGCUCAACUGAUGAGAGGACCAACCCCAAACAUGCAAGGAAACAUGGUGCAGUUCACUGGGCAGAUGAUGGCACAGCAAGGCCCCGUGAAUGGUAAUCCUUCUCAGGUUAUGGGAAUUCAAGGGCAGGUGUUAAGACCCACUGGACCUGGUCCUCAUAUAUCUCAGCAACUUGGGGAUACUGCUACUACCACAAAUAAUGAUGUGAACUUGACCCAGAUGUUACCUGACGUUCCUGUGCAGCAGCCAAACAUGGUGCCUUCUCAUAUGCAAGCAAUGCAAGGAAACAACAAUGCUUCAGGGAGUCAUUUCUCUGGCCAUGGGCUGCCUUUCAAUACGGGGUUUAGUGGAACGCCAAAUGGGAAUCAGAUUUCCUGUGGGCAGAAUCCUGUUUUUCCUGUCAAUAAAGAUGUUACUCUCACAAGUCCGCUCUUGGUUAACCUUCUGCAAAGUGAUAUAUCAGCAGGACACUUUGGCGUGAACAACAAACAAAAUAAUCAGAAUGCCAACAAGCCAAAGAAGAAGAAGCCUCCAAGGAAGAAGAAAAACAAUCAACAACUAGAUUCUUCAGAACCACGUCCAGCUGGCCUGGAGGAGAGUGAUCAGUCAUCGAUGUCUGGAGAUCAAGGAAUGAACUUGGAUAAUUCAGGACCCAAGCUUCCGGAUUUUGCAAGUAGGCCACCAGCAUCCUCUCAACCUUUAACACAGAAAAAAAGUUCAGUUGCAACAUCAGAAAGUACUGUUCAAAGAACAGAACUUGAAACAAAUGCUCCGGUAGUUGCUGGUCAAAGUAAUGAGACAAAAGAGAAUUGUGAAAAGUCUAAAACUCCAAAUAGAAGAAAUUCAAGAACAGAGGAUUCUGCCGCUCCACAGGAAACUGUAGAGAACGGACAGCGCAAGAGGUCCUCCCGACCAGCGUCUGCAUCCAGCACUGCAAAAGAAACGAGUGCCAGUGCAAUGCAGUCAAAAAGAAGAAAAUCCAAGUAAAUUACUGCAUGGAAACAUGAAACUUGUAAAUGAGUGUGAAUUUACCAAUAGCAAUUUUGAGCUGUGAUUUUUCUUUUUUAAAUAAAAUUCUGUACAGUAAAGUCCUUUUAAUAUUAUCCUGUUCCCAAGAAAUGAUUUUUUUUUUUCUAAAAAACAGAUAAAUAGAUAUAAAAACUCGGUUCUUCUAAAACCCCCUGGACUUACAAAGUGAAGCCCAGGGUUAGCACAUUAGGUUAAUGUGUUUGUAUGAAAUGGAAGGGGAGGGGAAGACAAUUGUAAAUUUAUUUGUUUCCACUUUUCAUAAAUUAGAAUACAGGGUUGUCAUUUUUAG
This is a messenger RNA of Nestor notabilis (Kea), 3490 nucleotides long. It is a transcript of the gene NCOA6, whose product is annotated as nuclear receptor coactivator 6. Bases 1 to 3159 code for a protein of 1052 amino acids. Gene Ontology annotation, biological process: positive regulation of transcription by RNA polymerase II. NCBI's taxonomy places the organism in Eukaryota, Metazoa, Chordata, Aves, Psittaciformes, Psittacidae. The transcript has 12 exons. The record is from RefSeq and is a predicted model, not a curated record. Gene Ontology annotation, cellular component: nucleus; transcription regulator complex; histone methyltransferase complex.